This is a messenger RNA of Camelina sativa (false flax), 501 nucleotides long. NCBI's taxonomy places the organism in Eukaryota, Viridiplantae, Streptophyta, Magnoliopsida, Brassicales, Brassicaceae. The record is from RefSeq and is a predicted model, not a curated record.
AUGUAUGACUUCGGUGACUCGGGUAGUGCGCACAAUCUACGCGUAGGGGAUGACUACUGUCUAUGCAAAUAUUAUNCUCCUGAUCCUCCAAACCCUGAGGAUCUCCCAGUGGCUUGCAGGGAUGUUAUGUUCGGUUACUCGGAGCAUGUGAUGAGCUUAGGUGGUUUGGUCUUUGAACUUCUCUCAGAAGCUCUUGGUUUGAGCACUGAGACCCUUAAGAACAUGGAUUGCAUGAAGAGUAUGUAUAUGAUGAUGACAAACGACAAGUUCAAAAGCGUUGAGCAUAGGGUGCUUGCAAACAGAGUUGGACCGAGGAUAUCAGUGGCAUGCUUUUUCAGCUCGAGUAUGAGUCCAAAUCCCACUGUUUACGGACCGAUCAAAGAACUUGUCUCUGAAGAAAACCCUCCAAAAUAUAGAGACUUCACCUUACUUGAGUACUCAAAGGGAUACAUUGAAAAAGGUCUGGAUGGAACAUCACUUCUGUCGCAAUUCAGGAUAUGA